AUGUCCACCUCCCCCUCCCCUUCCCGCGAAUCCUACGCCGUAAUCGGCGGCGAAGGCUUCCUCGGCGCAGCACUCGUCUCCGCUCUUCUCGGUCGCCAUCCAGUCUCGCGCGUCGCCUCCCUCGGCCUCACUCAGCGCCGCUUCGACCCCGAAGGCGAAUACCGAUUCUUCCGCACCGACAUCACCUCUCGCGAGUCGAUCGUCGAGGCGUUCCGUGCUUCAGGCGCGACGACCGUCUUCCAUACGGCGAGUCCGCAUGCGAAUGCGACGCCCGAGAUGUGGCAGAAGGUCAACGUGCAGGGGACAGAGGCGGUCGUGCAGGCGUGUCGAGAGGCGGGCGUGCGCAAGCUCGUCUUCACGAGCUCGAUGACGGCUGUGUACCGACCUGGAGUGCCUUUGACGAACGUCGAUGAGCGGUUACCUCGGAUCGAGACGGAGGAAAAGGUGCCAUCUUAUGCUGGGACUAAGGCUGCUGCAGAGAAGAUUGUGCUCGACGCGAACGGCAAGGACGGUCUGUUGACUUGCGCGAUUCGGUUAGGCGGCAUCAUCGGCCCCGGCGACCGUCAAGUCUUGCCAGGCUUCAUCGGCGUCUGGAAAGACGGCCAGUCCGCCUUCCAGAUGGGCGACAACCGCAACAUGCUCGACUUUGUGACGGUCAAGAACGCCGUCCACGCGCACCUCCUCGCCGCUGAUAAACUCGACGCGCCGCCUCUCUCCCCCGACGAUUUCGAGGUCCGCAUCAAGCCUGUUGCGUGUACGGUACCAAGACGGAAUCUCCCAACGUCGGAACAGCCCGACGCGAGCGCCGCUAAACCCGAUCCGCCUCUUCCCGCCUCCCGCAAUCGCUGGAACCAGUUCUUCCCCCUCACCGACGACCCAUCAUCCGCUCCGUCCCUCUCCGUUGCCGGCCAAGCCUUCUUCAUCACCAACGGCGAGCCAGUCUCGUUCUGGUCCUUCGCGCGAGCAGUCUACUUCGCCUAUUCUCGCCGCCCACCGAGGUGGUUUGAGCCUGUCGUCCUACCGAGCAGUGUGGGGAUGCUGUAUGCGACUCUGUGUGAGUGGGCGGGGUGGUGCGUGGGGAAGAGGCCGGAGGAGUGCGCGGUCAACCGGGCGUACAUGCAAUACGUCCUGCACGACCUCUAUAUGGACAUCGAGCGGGCGCGACGAUUACUUGGGUAUGAGCCGAUUGAGAGCCUCGAGGAAGGCAUACGGACGGGUGUCGAAUGGUACAAGAUGGAUGAACGGCGCCGGGAAUGA
Molecule: messenger RNA, 1257 nt
Organism: Rhodotorula toruloides NP11
Lineage: Eukaryota; Fungi; Basidiomycota; Microbotryomycetes; Sporidiobolales; Sporidiobolaceae
Product: C-3 sterol dehydrogenase (C-4 sterol decarboxylase)
Exons: 5
Coding region: 1-1257 (418 amino acids)
Biological process (GO): steroid biosynthetic process
Molecular function (GO): 3-beta-hydroxy-Delta5-steroid dehydrogenase (NAD+) activity
Source: RefSeq, a predicted model, not a curated record